This is a messenger RNA of Colletotrichum orchidophilum, 381 nucleotides long. RefSeq lists its product as uncharacterized. Bases 1 to 381 code for a protein of 126 amino acids. The record is from RefSeq and is a predicted model, not a curated record. Lineage: Eukaryota; Fungi; Ascomycota; Sordariomycetes; Glomerellales; Glomerellaceae. The transcript is spliced from 2 exons.
AUGUCGACAGUCUUCCAGGUCACUGUUCACGUUGCGCCACAGGAUGUCUCUAGGUUCCUGCGCGCUUCUGAGCCGACAAUUGAGAAGAUGAAGAGAGAGUCCGAGUUAAUGUACUUUGAAAUGUACCAGGUCCAUGACUCUCCGGGUACAAUUACGUGGAUUGAGAAAUGGUACGCGGAACUCGAAAUGUUAAGUCACAGCGUCGGAAACUUGGCUGAUGAUGUUUCCAGGUCAGAGCCGGUAGACUGGAUAAUGAAACACCAAAUGACGAAGGAUUACUAUAACGAAUACUUUGACGUCACAGAACCGCUCUACGUCGCACCUCGUGAGCUGAGAAUUCUGAGCUCUCUCGGGCCUCGUCAUACGUAUCAGAGGUCGUAA